Paramisgurnus dabryanus is the source of this 2173-nucleotide messenger RNA. It is a transcript of the gene cga, whose product is annotated as glycoprotein hormones, alpha polypeptide. The record is from RefSeq and is a predicted model, not a curated record. Gene Ontology annotation, molecular function: follicle-stimulating hormone activity. Gene Ontology annotation, cellular component: follicle-stimulating hormone complex; extracellular region. Gene Ontology annotation, biological process: thyroid hormone generation; positive regulation of steroid biosynthetic process. Lineage: Eukaryota; Metazoa; Chordata; Actinopteri; Cypriniformes; Cobitidae.
UAAAGUAUAUAAAGUAAGUAAUGCCUACUGUUUGUUGUAGGGCCUCUUGUCAGUAAUGCAUUAAAAAUAGUAAAUUUUUGAGCAGGCAUUAGUGCUAGGUACCAAUCGGGGUCCUAGGGGAGACCGAAUUGCUCGGGGAGACUGAUUUGCUCAUGACACCGGUUCCUUGAUUAGUAGUAAAUCGUUGUCUCAGCGAUAAUUCAUGCGAAAUUGCCCAGAUUGUCAGUGAAAUACACUUUGUAUGCCUGUAUGCCACAUUAAAGGGUACCUAUUAUGCCCAUUUUCACAAGAUGUAAUAUAAGUCUCAAUAGUACCCAGAAUGUACUUGUGAAGUUUCAGCUCAAAAUACCCCACAGAUUAUUAUAGAGGUAGCAUGUCUAAAAUGCCCCUAUUUGGGUGUCUACAGCUCUUCACUCCCUUACCAAAAGAGGCAGUGAGCGCUUUGUUAAAUAGAUCUGAUUCAUGUGAAUACAUGACAAUAGUAUCUCACUGUUGGGAUAUGUUGGACAGCUUUCAACUCGCUGAGGGUGGAAACUAUGGUAAUGCAGGACUGUCAGUCACUGGCUGUGGCGGGGCUUUGUCAAUGUGACAUCACAUUAACAAAAUAAUAAAAAGCAUGUGUAAUAAGACUGCUUUGGUUUAAUAGGGAUUAAAAUAGGAGUUGGGGGAUUUUUUUCGUUGUAGGGUAGUUGUGUUCACACAAUCCCAAUACACAUUUGUGUCCAAACACCUUUGAUAAACCUCUGUAGCAGCAAUACUAUAAAAUAAGUACUCCACGUAACAAGUUCAAUGCAUGGUCUUUUUCAUUUUGGUCAACUUAAUUCAAAUUUUUUUAACAACAAAAAGAAACUUGUGUAUAAUGAACUUGUAAAUAGAGAUAUUAGAAGACAUAAAGAUUAACAUAUUAUUAAAUUGCCUAAACCUACGACAAUAACUAAUCAUACUUGCUCAUCUCCAUCUGGCAUGGAAAAUAUCAAAUUACAUUAGCAUUAGGCAUAAAACGUCAGCUUGAUAUAAACCAAGGCCUUGUGGAUUUGCUGCAGAUGGAAAGAUAGUCAGAUAGUCAAGGCAAGCAGGUAUUCAAACUGGACACUUGAUACUACAUGUAUGUGUUCAUGGGAGAGAUAAAAACAACAUUAAUUACAGAUAAAAUACAUUUUAAUGUCUAGAACAGAACAGAGAAAAUAAUUAUUUUCUGUUUGCUGUUACAUAGACAUUUCAAAGACCUUUGCUAUUAUGGUCCACUGGGAUUACUGUACAUAUUCAUUUCCCUACUUCAUUUCCCUAAUGGACAACAAGGUCAGUACGGGAACAAUCAUAUGUCUCUCUGACACAAACACACACACACAGAGAGACAUAAGCAAGGUAUAUAAACCCCUAUCUGUGUUAUUUGUGUGGUUUUGAGCCGACGGAUUGAUUCCAUCUGAGAGGAAGACGGGAACAAAGCCAUCAUGUUGUGGACCAUCAGACACACUGGAGCAAGCAUUUUAUUAUUGUUCAUGCUUAUUCAUCUUGGACAGCUAUACCCAAAAAAUGAUUUUACUAACUUUGGAUGUGACGAGUGCAAACUUAGGGAGAACAACAUUUUCUCGAAGCCUGGGGCUCCUGUCUAUCAGUGUAUGGGAUGUUGCUUUUCUAGGGCUUAUCCCACACCACUGAGGUCCAAAAAAACCAUGCUCGUCCCAAAAAACAUCACAUCAGAAGCUACAUGUUGUGUAGCCAAAGAAGUCAAACGGGUAGUUGUCAAUGAUGUCAAACUAGUGAAUCACACAGACUGUCACUGCAGCACCUGUUACUAUCAUAAAUCUUAAAGAUACACUACGACACUGCUGAAUGAUCGCUGGUUCAUCUCUAGUAGUUUUUGCUCAAAUGCACAUUGUGUGUGAAUAUUGUGUUUAAUGUGACAAUGCUUAUGAAGAGAAUGCUUUUGUAUUUCCUUAUAGCAGUGCUAUUAUAUGUUGCAUGUUUAAAAACACGCAUUUAGAUAAAAUUCUGUGUCCAUGACAUCUUUUAAGUAUAAGAAAAAGUUGUAUCUCCAUAAAGGCCUAAAGAUGUUUAAAAUGCAAGGCUUGUCAAACAUCACUUUAUUUAAAAUGCUGUUGUUGCUAAAUUAUAUAUGUAGUACUUUAAAAAACUUUUUAACCAACAAAUCUCAAAUAAAUUGGUAACAUUU